AGAUUCAAUUAAUUUACACAUGCAUUAUAUAUAAACAUAUAAGUAAAACAGUACACGUAUAUAUAUAGAGAAUAAGGAGAGACGUAGGAAAACAAAGAGAUCGAAAUGGGGUUGGACUGGGGACCGGUGUUGAUGUCGGUGGUUUUUUUCAUAUUGUUGAGCCCUGGAGUUCUGUUUCAGUUGCCUGGAAAGAGCAAAGCGGUUGAGUUCGGUGGGUUUCAAACAAGCGGUCCUUCCAUUGUCAUGCACACUCUCCUCUUCUUCGCCUUCAUCACCAUCUCUCUCAUCGCCCUUAACAUCCACAUCUACGCGGCCUAAUUAAUUAAACCCAGCUUCACUUCGUCUAGUUCCUUUAAUUUCUCAAUAUUUGCGUCUUCUUGAUUUCUGAUUCCCUUGUCGAAUUUUUAUUAAUUAAUGGUUUAUCAUGUUAUUCAUCCUUCUA
This is a messenger RNA of Brassica napus (rape), 442 nucleotides long. RefSeq lists its product as uncharacterized. NCBI's taxonomy places the organism in Eukaryota, Viridiplantae, Streptophyta, Magnoliopsida, Brassicales, Brassicaceae. The transcript has a single exon. The coding region runs from base 106 to 318 and encodes 70 amino acids. The record is from RefSeq and is a predicted model, not a curated record.